Molecule: messenger RNA, 3964 nt
Organism: Electrophorus electricus (electric eel)
Lineage: Eukaryota; Metazoa; Chordata; Actinopteri; Gymnotiformes; Gymnotidae
Source: RefSeq, a predicted model, not a curated record
AUGAUAAUGUCCAUUACGAACGGUUUAAACCAAGAGUACAUCGGUAUUGCUAAUCACAGGUUGAACAUAACGGAUUUUCCAAAGUUUAGCGGUCCAAAGUGGAAAAAAGAUGUGGAGAAGGAGGAAGAGUUGCGCACUCACCUCAGCUUGGAGGAGACCAAACACAAGGUUGAGCUGUACAACGCUGCUACGUGGGACCACCUCAAAAUGACGCUGGUGGGAACUACUGCUGCCAUGCCACUGUCUUCCUGGCAAUGUCCCCUUCUCAGGCCACCAGCUGUCCAUUAUACGUUAUUAGGAUAUUUACUCAGCACAGCACCGAAAUCUCCAAAGAGAUCUCCAAACCACGUGGAACAGAGCUCCACGUGGUUCAGCUCACGUCAGGGCAGCAGCAGGCACGACGAUCGCGACGCGCUGGUCCCAUUGUGUGUCUGUAAACUGGCCGAGGGAGAGCACCCUCUGCUCCUGCGUCUGCUGGCAGGGCCCAGCCCGGACACGCUGAGCUUCGUGCUGAGAGAGCAGCAGACAGGCGAGGUCAUGUGGGAUGCUUUCUCCAUCCCCGAGCUGCACAACUUCCUGCGCAUCCUGGAUAAGGAGGAGCAGGACCAGGUCCGCGUGAUAACCACGCGCUACAACAUGUACCGGGAGAAGCUGGAGGAGGCGAUCCACGUUGUCAGCAGCCCUGAUUAAUGGCGGCCUGCGUCCGUGGAGGAGAGGGCGAGUGAGAGGGAGAGAAGGCUGACCGCAGGGAUCCUGCCUCACUAGGCACCAUGCCACGGUCAACUCUAGAAAGGGCUGUUGAAACUCUCAACACUGACGCUCAGAGAGCACAUGGGACGCUACACGCUUUCCCCACAAUGCACCCUUAGUGCCAUAUUCUCUCACCUUCUCUUUUUCACCGUGUUUGUGUUAUUUUUUAAAUUGUUAUUUGGUUCUCUUUUUUUGUAGUAUGUUUUCUGUAAUGUUACCUCUUGAACUUGUGAAUGAUGCAAGUCUGAGAAUCUGGUCUUUCUGACUGUUUUAUUUAAUUGGUGGAUGCUAUGGUUUGUACAUAUUUUUGUUCAUUAUUUUUUAUUUAUGUGGGUGAAUCUUUGCUAUUUUUUUUAAUUGAAAGUCUUAUUUUAUUUUGAAGAGGCGUAGCAACAAUCCAAUACAGUAGCUGAAGGACUGGUGGAGUUGCUGGUCACAGAGGGUGAGUUACUGCUCGCUGACAUGACUCCUUUACCAAAGAAUAAACAACAUUUGGCCUUUGAUGUGCAGCUGCAGUCAUGCGACUUCGGCAGGUUGUCGUGCUAGGGCUCCGCUUUAGCUGUUUGUACAAAUCCGAGUUGACAUGGUUUUAAUAAUAGAACUACAGGUUGGGACCUCAGACGCUUGUUGGAUAUUGAGGCUUUGGGAGCAGAAUUUGACCAGGAACACAGAGAAGUUGCAUUAUCAGUGUAAGGAGUAGUGCAUUGGAACAAACGGUCCGGCAGUUGACGGAAGAAUGUGAGAUUCAGGAGGAAUACAGGACAUGCUAAAAUGCAAUUCCAGAUUAAGACAAGAGUUAAAGAAGGAAGAUGGGUUGUGUAGGAAAAGGCCCACAUUGGAGCAUGGGAACGUUGGUUUUUGGGAAAGUUGGUUCAGAAGUUAAUCAGACCCUAACAGUGAGCCACCUAAACACUGUUUAGACCGAAAAGACUUCUGAGUUGAGAGAGCACUAGGAAGUAGGAUACGUUGUCACAGGAGCAGAUAAGAAUGCAGGAAGUUAACAUAUCUGUUCAGAGGAAGUUGAACUGUAUUUAGAGGAAAUAUGAGGCUGGUGUGGGAACAAACCCAGUUGCAGCAAGGACCUGUUUGUUUUGGCAGACCUCUGCUGGCCGCAGUGUGUGACCUGUCUCUUGGUGCCUGUCGUCCAUUUUUGUCUGACCCCUCCAAAUGGUCGUCAUGUCAAACAGCCUCUCAUGAUGGAACCCUCCAGAGAUGAGCAUCAUGUGCAAGGCCUGUGUUGCAGAGAAGGAUGUCAGCUUGGCGUAACUCUGAAAAGGCAGGCACGCGCACACGCACACGGGUGUGUGUGUGGGGCGCUACUUGCUGGAGAACUAUCUGUGCCCUUUGGUCAGGGGCUAGGUGGGGAAACUGGGCUAGCCUGCUCUGCUAGUGGGCCCACAUUUCAUUCUCAGCUGUUGGAGUUCUGAUUGCUUGAUGGUGUAAUUCUGUUUGUUCACGAUAUGAUACACAGUAUCCCAUAUAGCACCACUGAGUAUGUAGUUUCCAGUUCAGUUCAAGGCAGAGCUGGCUAUCAUAUUUGUCCUCCUGAUGCUGGUAAAUAUACAGUAAAUAUGUAAUUAUUUUAUGCAGAAUUCAACAGAAAUGUGUCUUAAGAACAGACAAUCUGUCAGCGGGCUAUGCUACUGUCAAGGUUAACAUUUACACCAUGUUAAAGUAUGUUAAAUGAUACUUGUGUAUCAGUGUUUUUUUUUUUUUUUUUGUUUUGUUUUUUUUAAAUAAAUAUACAUAUUUUAUUUUAAUAUGUUUUAGUGCAUGUUUUUUUUCUUCUGAUGGGUACUGCAUAAAUGUGUUGCAAUGUCCAUUGACGCGUUGACGCAUACUUAUGUGGUGAUGUGGGGACAUCUUGUGGUCACUUGCUGUAAUAGCGUCUUUAAUUUGCCGUCCUAUAGCUCAUUUGUGUCCAGUUGUUUUGGAUUUUUUAAAAUUUUUUUUUUUAGUGUUAAAAGGUCUGACUGCUUUUUCUUUGUUUGUAGUUUUAUUUGUUUCCUGUAUAACCAAAGAUAUAAUGUAAAAAUGCAUAAUUUAAAUGUGCCUGGUGUAAUCGGUUUAUACAAUACACAACAUAGCUUUUCAAGAAAAAAAUCACCAUGGCAAAAUAUACUUGUAAACACUGCGCUGAAUAUGAUUUAGAAUUGAAGGCUUAAUCGCUACAGCAAUUUUGCAUCUACAAGCAAUUGAUCUUAAUCACAGCUGUGUUCCUCCAGUAUUAAUAGGUUAAGACUGAUGGUCACACAGGCAGUAGUGUAGUUUUGGAGAAGAAUUAGACAAGCGUAUUGGGCACUUUACAUUGUAAUUCAGGGAAUGUCUCUUCUUUUUCUCUCCUGUUGGACAUGUGGUGUGGUGUUGGUUUUUUUGUUUUGUUUUUCUUUCUUUUUUUUCUCCCUCUUCUGUUAUUGUUCAACGUAAACAUUUUAUUCUGCAGAGGUUCUGUUCCUACACUUGAUUUUACAAGAGCAAGCAGCCUUCCAUGGCGCAUUAGUUGAGCAAGACUGUGAACGUUACAGCUGCAUCAUAUUUUAUUACUCUAAUUUUCCAAUCUGUAUGAAAGGCUAUGGGUAUGUGUCAGUACUACUAAAUGAAAUUCAUAUAUGAAUGCAUGCAUUAUAUUAAUCCAUGCACAUUCUUUUUGGCUGUGAAGGACAUCACUGGCCAGUGUUGUUAAUAUGGGUGUUUGACAGCACAUGAACUGUUCCUAACCUACAUACUUGCCAUUUGCCAAACAUAAUUCACUCAUAGAAAUCUCAGCAGAGCUUUGUUACUAUGUUUGUGUUUAUAUCUUUAUGAUGCCCAGCAGAUUGUGGUCAUGCAUAUUGAAGUGUGUUUAAUAAAGACCCCAGGGCAAGUUGGUUUGGGGUGUUUCAUUUAAGUCUGGAAGAGAAGUCUGAUCACACCUUUGAACAGCUGGGCUGCAGACUAGAGCGGAAAUGGAGUGUCAUCUUCACCCAUGUUAGGAAGGCCGGUGUCAUUGCAGAGAUGCUUUGAGAAUUGGUCAGCUACUGUUGGUGUAAAUGGCUCAGUGCUAUGAAGUGGACUUGCAAGAUGUUCUAGUAAAGAUGGUCUUUGUGAUGUUUAUUUUUGUAGGUAACGUUGUUGUUUUUUGUUUUGGUUUUUUUUUAACCAUAAAACUGUUACCAAAUGAGGCCUUUCUAAUUAAAGACUUGGUUUCAAUUAAUAAAGUUGAAAUUGUUUCUCA